UGAAGGUGGCAGUACUUACACCUGUUCUCCUACAGAAUCUGUCACCAGGCCCAAGUCUACUACUGUUCCAAAUUCUUCACAUUUGUUGAAUGAAGAUUCUCUUGAUAAGCCGGAAACCACAUCUGACCAGAAACUUUAUGGUACCACCUACCUCAAUCAACACUUACAACAACCUGCCGUGUACUGACAUGGGCUGUCUACCGAACUCUACUACCAUUUCAACUGUACAGUCAUUUCAGAUCUUCUCUCCAGUAUUUUCCUGUGAAGACUCUGAACUUCCAGCCAUGCCAUCAGUGUCUAAUCAGGUUCAACUGCCUCAACAUGUUGCCGACUUCAAGUCUCAAGACCAAAAUAUCUCAGAAGACAGUCAUGCAGCUGUAGACUUCCAAAACCUCUUGCCUCCUACUCUUACUAGUAUAAACGAACAAACAUUCACUACCGCUUCCCCUUUUCAAUCUAAUGAGGCCCAGCUUCCAUUGAAUUCUACUGCAACCUAUGAUCCGCUGCCUGUAUUAAACUUUGAAAGUUCAUUUAACUUACCUGUGCAAAAUUUCGAGAUGUUACCAAAUCUUGUAACUGCUGUUGAAGUAAACACUACAUUUUCACCAAUAUCAACAAUACUUACUGCUCCUCUGACAGCUGAAACCAAUUUCUCACCAAGUAUUUCUACAGAAUUACCUCACCAAUCUCAGUGUGACUCUGCACAGAAUGCUGGCACUAUUGGUGCUGAUAUUGAGCAAAUAUCUGAAACUGCUGUUGCAGUACUAGAUUGUUUAUCUGAUAAUGAAGGACAAACACAAAAUGUCAGUAAUGUAGAUCAUCAACAUCAACCAGUGCAAGUGACAGAGCUAGCUGCUUCAUCUUCAUCAUCUUCAAGCUUCUUUGACUCUUCUGCUAGCUCAGAGUUAAAUCCAUCACUAACUUCAGAACAACAAGAGGUUUCACCAGUUAUUGGUUUUGUCUCGUUAUCUAACUUUGCGACAUCACACAUCGAAGAUUGUGGAAUGUCAGUUCGUCGUGAUUUCAGAAUUCAACCUUCCAUGCUAUCUCAUUCAACAGAAUCAUCAUCAAAGUCUGCAAAUUCUGUCACACAGAAGUGUAAGCCAAGUAAAAAGCUCUGUGGUUUUGUUACUGGUUACCAGGAUUCUAAACAAACUAUAGAUAAUAGCUCAGUCCCUCUGGUAACACACAGUGAUUUGCUGUCUGAUUACAAAAGCUCUCAGUAUAGUAGUACAUGUUCUUCAGAUCCUCAGGUGUCUAAUAGCACCAACACCUCCAAAAGUGAAAGUGAUACAAUUGACUCAUUGGUGAAGCUAGCUGCGGACAAUACAGAAGAUGCUGCAUCAGAUGAGACUGUAGCAACUUCAGACUGGAAUACUUUAAAGAACGACAGUUAUGCUGAUGUCAAAGACAGCGGCUUUCUCAGCAUUGAAGAAAUAACGCCUAAAAAAUCUCCCAUGUUAACUGAUUCUAAAAGCAGUGAAUUUUCCAAAAAGUUUUCUGCCCUGGCUAAACCAUGUUCGGUGGUACUGGAAAAAACAGAUUUGCUUCUGGCUGGUUUCUCACACAAGGCUCUUGACAAACAGAACAUUUUUUCAGUUAAACGAGCUAACAGUACACUGAACAAGACUCCAGAAGCAGUUUCAAAGCCAAGACUUUUAAAACGUCUGUCAGACACACACAAGACAUUUCGGUUAGACUACAUACCCAGCGGCAACACAAACCGCAGGUUGACACCACGUAUGUCUACCUACAGGACACGGUGUAAAUGACAGCAAUGUUAAUGAUUGGAUAGACUACGGUGUGAUGGGUAAAGAUAGAUUAACCUGUGUGACAUUAUGGGUAAACUGCAGGGCUUGUGUGGCAGUGUGGCUAGAUGACGUAAUUGUAUGGUGGCAGGGUUAGAUAGAGCUGGCAGAUAGCAGUGGAACAUGUUAGUCUGAUUAGAUAUCUGGAUAUGCUGAUUUCCCUACUACCCAUCAAUAACCCUGUCUAUUGAUAAGCACUUUGAUAGUUUGUGGUCGGUCUGGGAGGAUAGAAGAUAUUCACAUAACUGAGUAGAUUGAUUGUACUUUUUAAUGUAACAGUGUCUGUGUAUACAGUAUUAUGGUUAAUCCAGCUGUAUAUAGACAGGAAUAUUGGUAGUGAUUGACCUUUACAUGUAGACAAACACAGAUGGAGUGAAAAAGAGAGUGAGACUGUUCCUAACAUGUUUAUCAGAAUCACCCCUCCCCACUUAUUGCUGCUGGUUUUCACAAAUAUAAUCACAAGGAUAUCUCCAUUAUAAUUGUUCUUGUUUGACAGUAUCCUGGGUGACUGUUAAUGUCUCCAUAAUAAAAUAUGCUGGUUAACAUUUGUUAAACGUUUGAUUUCUCAUCAAGCAGCUCAUGUUAGGUAUUUAAAUAUUUCCACUAAAUAACUUAAUGCUAAUUAGCAAUAUUCAUUUUUUUUUUUUUUUUUUUUAGUGAUGUCAUGGUUAACCAAUGUUAGCCCAUCACUGCAUUAAACGGUCACUGGGUUCCAGAUGUAAUUUUUUGGGGUGUAGUAUGGAGGGCAUUCUUUCUUUGAAUGAUAAUCUCUGAAUAAGCUUGCAAAAUGGGUUGAAAUUGGGGUGUGGUACUUGCCUCCACUGAAGUUUCCCUGGCAAAUAAUUAGCCAAUUAUAGUGGUUUUACCACCCCUGAGGAAAUAUAAUUCUGAAACUGAAGUAAUGUCUGAAUGUUAGCCUUGCAUGGGAAUCAAAUUUGCCACCACUGUGUUAGGAAAUUCAAUACUGUUACUGAAAUAAUGGAUUGAUUGUUGUUAGUCUUGUACUGAAAGAAUACAUCUACCAUUGCUGAAGGGUGAUUUGUUAUUGACAAUGAAAUAAUGGGUUGUUGUUAGCCCUGAGUUAAAGGAAAACAUCACCAAUGAUGGGGAAGUCAUACACUUAUUGAUAUUUAUGUGUCAUAAGUCCUCUGCUGGAAGAAAACAUCAACCACUGGCAGGGGAAAUUCAUCCUUUUGCUGAAAUUAUGGGUGAUUGUUAAGCCCUGUGCCGGAAGUAAACCUCGAACACUGCUUAAGGAGCACAUUUCACAGAAAUAUCAAUACAUAAAUGUUUUGCCUUGUACUGUAAAACUAAUAAUUAUCAGUGAAAUGAUAAUGACUAUAUUGCAUAAAUGAUAAUUUUAAUUUAAAGAAGAAGCAAAAAAAGAAUCUUUCGAGAAAUAAUAAAAAGAAAUAUUAACCUACUAA
Messenger RNA from Octopus sinensis (East Asian common octopus), 3235 nucleotides. RefSeq lists its product as uncharacterized. The transcript is spliced from 2 exons. Bases 90 to 1772 code for a protein of 560 amino acids. NCBI's taxonomy places the organism in Eukaryota, Metazoa, Mollusca, Cephalopoda, Octopoda, Octopodidae. The record is from RefSeq and is a predicted model, not a curated record.